Molecule: messenger RNA, 1178 nt
Organism: Solanum stenotomum
Lineage: Eukaryota; Viridiplantae; Streptophyta; Magnoliopsida; Solanales; Solanaceae
Product: G-type lectin S-receptor-like serine/threonine-protein kinase At1g11330
Exons: 6
Coding region: 40-1155 (371 amino acids)
Biological process (GO): protein phosphorylation
Molecular function (GO): ATP binding; protein kinase activity
Source: RefSeq, a predicted model, not a curated record
UCAAUAACAGUUAUCUUAUGUGGAUAUCUUUUCUGGAAAAUGUUGGCUAAGCACAGAGAAAGGAAGAGGAAAAAUGAAGCACUCUUAAGAGAAGCAUCUCCAAAAUUUUACCAAGAAGGAAUGAGUAAAGAUGACAUCAACCAAGUCAAAAUUGAAGACAUUACCUUGUACAGCUUUGACAUGUUAGCGAAUGCCACUGACAGUUUUCACUCAGCUAGCAAGCUGGGGCAAGGAGGCUUUGGUCCAGUCUACAAAGGACAAUUGCCAGAUGGACAAGAAAUUGCAGUAAAAAGGCUUUCACAGUCUUCUGGUCAGGGGCUACAGGAGUUUAUGAAUGAGGUCGUUGUGAUUUCUAGACUACAACAUCGUAAUCUUGUUAGACUCCUUGGCUGUUGCACAGAGAGAGGGGAAAAGAUGCUGGUUUAUGAUUUCAUGCCAAAUAGAAGCUUAGAUGCAUAUCUUUUUGGUUCACACCAGGAAAAGUUCCUUGAUUGGAGUAAACGAACCAUCAUUAUUGAAGGAACUGGUCGAGGCCUCCUUUACCUUCACAGAGACUCAAGACUACGAAUUAUUCAUAGAGAUCUGAAGGCAAGCAAUAUCCUGUUGGAUGAAUACCUAAACCCAAAGAUUUCGGAUUUUGGCAUGGCGAGGAUUUUUGGAGGCAAUCAAGACCAGGCACGCACUAUAAGAGUUGUUGGCACAUAUGGUUACAUGGCCCCUGAAUAUGCAAUGUACGGAAGAUUCUCAGAAAAAUCAGAUGUCUACAGCUUCGGUGUGUUGAUAUUGGAAAUUGUCAGUGGAAGGAAGAACUCUAGUUUUUAUGAUGAUGAAGAUGAACUGACUCUACUUGCAUAUGCAUGGAAGUUGUGGAAUGAAAACAAUAUCAUAAAAUUGAUAGACCCCAAAAUAUUUGAUUCAAGCUUCGAAAAACAGAUGGUGAGAUGUGUACAUAUUGGAUUAUUAUGUGUUCAAGAAUAUGCAGAAGAUAGGCCAAAUGUCUCCACAGUUCUGUCGAUGCUCACGAGUGAUAUCGCUGAACUACCUACUCCUAAACAACCUGCAUUUACCGGAGGACAUGCUUCACCACAGCAAGGAUUUUGUAAAAGCCAAGGGUCCGUGAAUGCUGAUACCAUAACUGUACUGGAACCACGAUAGGAUGCAGAAUUUUCAAAGGUCAU